AUGUUAUCAAGAUACGCUGCUGUUUUGUUCGGCGCCUUCACAACGCUCGUUCACUCCUAUGCCAACCCCGGCGCGUGUUCAGGCGUUUGCACAAACACUCAUGAUCCCUCCAUCGUAAAGAGGUCCGAUGGCACAUACUUCCGGUUCUCAACGUCGGGAGGCAUCCAGAUCCACUCCGCUCCUAGCUUGACAGGACCCUGGACGUUCAAAUGCGAGAUGCUCACCGGCAAUGCGAAAUUGACGGUUUCUGGGAAUGAUGGUAGCGAUUUAUGGGCUCCGGAUGUGUCUCUUGUCGAUGGCACGUACUAUGUUUACUAUAGCGUCAGCUCCUUUGGAUCCCAGAACAGUGGAAUUGGCUUGGCGAGCUCCACCACAAUGGACUGCGGCAGCUUCAGUGAUAGGGGCAGCGUCGGCGUAGCGUCCAAAACAGGCUCGGCAUACAACGCCAUUGAUGCCAACCUCCUGAACGACUCGGGCACCUUCCGAUUGACUUUCGGGUCGUUCUGGAGUAACAUCUAUCAAGUAUCAAUGAAGAGCCCUCCGACCUCUGCAUCCGGCACGGCAAAGCAGAUUUCAUUCGAUCCAUCUAGCACUCACCCAGAGGAGGGUGCAUUCUUGGUCAAAUAUGGUAACUUCUACUACAUGUUCUUCUCCCGUGGCAAGUGCUGUGGGUACGAUGCAAGCAGGCCGGCGGCUGGAGAGGAGUACAAGAUCAAAGUCUGCCGUUCUUCCAAGCCCGACGGCGGUUUUGUUGACAAAUCUGGCGUUGACUGCUUGAAAGGAGGUGGCACUGUCGUUCUCGAAUCACAUGGAAACGUUUACGGCCCAGGAGGUCAAAGUGUUUACAAUGAUAGCGUCAAUGGCUGGGUCUUGGCAUAUCAUUACGUUGACACGACAAUCGGAUACGCCGAUGGUGAUAAGAGAUUUGGUUGGAACAAGAUCAAUUGGAGUUCGGGAUGGCCAGUGGUGUAG
Molecule: messenger RNA, 972 nt
Organism: Ramularia collo-cygni
Lineage: Eukaryota; Fungi; Ascomycota; Dothideomycetes; Mycosphaerellales; Mycosphaerellaceae
Product: probable Probable arabinan endo-1,5-alpha-L-arabinosidase A
Exons: 9
Coding region: 1-972 (323 amino acids)
Biological process (GO): carbohydrate metabolic process
Molecular function (GO): arabinan endo-1,5-alpha-L-arabinosidase activity
Source: RefSeq, a predicted model, not a curated record